GGUGAGAGGAUCCUUGCCAUUUGGCUGACGUUCCCUGUGACAGCUCGACGCCCCACGAUGGCGUGUAUGUCGCGCGUGGUACAGCGGGGCUCCAUGUUUGCCGCGCGGAUGAGAAAGCAGGAGUGGACGUGCAGUUUCGCGGGUCUUUCUGUCCGAUACCACAGCACCAAAACGGCUCCGCACGCACGGGGGAUGGAGUACCAGGACGCCAUCUGCACUCUGAACACCCUCCAGACAAACGCCAGCGCUCUGGAGCAGGUACGACGGGAGCGGGGCCUCCCUCAACUGCAGCUCCAAGCCAUGCGAGGCUUCCUGGAGCGAACCGGUCUCACUGUGGAGGAACUGGACCAUCUUAAUAUUAUUCAUGUGACGGGAACAAAGGGCAAGGGGUCAACGUGUGCGUUUACAGAGUACAUUUUGAGAAGCUACGGCUUUCGUACAGGAUUUUAUAGUUCCCCACACUUGGUACAAGUCAGAGAGAGGAUUCGAAUCAACGGACAGCCUAUUGGAAAAGAGCUGUUCACUAAAUACUUCUGGCAGGUUUAUGGACGGCUGGAUGAAACUAAGGACGCUCAUGGAGGAACGAUGCCAGCAUACUUCCGUUUCCUCACCAUCCUGGCUUUCCAUGUGUUUCUUCAGGAGAAGGUGGAUUUGGCAGUAAUAGAAGUUGGAAUUGGUGGAGCAUAUGACUGUACCAAUAUAAUCAGGAGGCCGUGGGUGUGUGGCAUCUCCUCUCUGGGUAUAGACCACACUCAGAUUCUUGGAGACACCAUUGAAAAGAUCGCCUGGCAGAAAGGAGGCAUUUUUAAGCCAGGUGUUCCUGCCUUCACAGUCAAACAGCAAGAGAACGCCAUGACUGUGCUCAAGGACCGAGCCAAGGAGAUGAAAUGUCCACUGUGGGUGUGUCCAGAGCUGGAGGAGUAUCGGACAGACCUGGGUGGUCCUCUGCGUCUCGGUCUGGCAGGGUUGCACCAGCACAGUAACGCCUCCCUGGCGCUCCAGCUGAGUCACACCUGGCUGCAGAAGAGAUGUUUAUCAGCAGAGAAAAGCUGUUCUUCCACUGACGCUGAGAACACUGCAGGUGUACUGCAGGCCGCUUCCUUCAAGCUCAGCCCCAUCAUGGUGAAAGGGCUGGCAGACACCGAGUGGCCUGGGAGGAAUCAGACGCUGAGACAUGGAGCAGUCACUUACUUCCUGGAUGGAGCUCACACCAUGCGCAGUAUGCAGGCCUGUGUACAGUGGUUUAGAGAGACUGCGGCCCAGCAUGAGAGGAAAGCACGUGGAACUGUGGCCAGAGUUUUACUGUUCAACGCCACAGGAGAGAGAGAUUCAUCAGCCAUGCUGAAACUACUGGUGCCGUGCCAUUUUGAUUUCGCCGUGUUCUGCCCGAACAUCACUGAGGCCGUCGCCUCUUCUAAUGCAGACCAGCAGAACUUCAACGUGUCAGUGGAGAACAUGUUGACUCGUUGUCUGGACAACGAGGGCAGUUGGCGUCUUCACCACAGGAAGGGCAACAACAACAACGAUCCACAGCUGCUCAUCAGGGACACCUUGCCCCUGGUGCCUGAGAAUAAAGCGGACACCCUGGUCUUCCCCUGCAUCCUUAGCGCCCUCCAGUGGAUUACCCAGGGCAGGGACUCGGUGCUGGCCGACGCGUCAAAGAGAGUCCUCACGGUGAAACCCAGCGUCACGGCCAAAGCUGCUCCGCUCAGCGCCGCGGCCGAGAUCCACGUCCUCAUCACCGGCAGCCUCCACCUGGUGGGAGGAGCCCUCCGACACCUGGACCCCGCUGCCUCCAAGUAACUUCUUAGUCGUGUGAGAAUCCAGACACAGGUGCUCCUCAUUCACAGCUUGGCUGCAGACCAAAGAGGGGUCUGUGUCUGCAGAUGAGCAGUUAGUGGUCAGUGAAGUCCGGUGUUUACUUGAAUGGACGGAGGCAGCUGCACAUUCACACACUGCCUUGGAAGUGAGCGCACGCACGUGUGCGGCUCAUGUCUUUUAGUCUUACACGAAGUGUUUACAUGAGGCACAGGUGGUGCAGUCUGACGCCACUGAGGUGAUAUCACCGUUAUUACAAACACUACAGCUUAAAGGGAGAGAGUUCGGGUCUUUUGAAAUGUGGUUGGAUGAGGUUGUGACUCAUAAUCAGUGCUAACUGUUGUGUAUGUGCCGCCUGUACUUUGACACUGAGGCUCACGGGUAACGUGGCUGCCUGCGGUGACACAAAGAAAAACAGAUUUACUGUAGGAAUUAUGUUUGCCGCGUCAUCUCACCGUUAAAGAACAGGAAGGUGAAGUUUGUAGAGCAGUCACUCUCCCACACCACAGGUAAAAUCAGUGAUUUUGACAUCACAGCACACAGGAGGUGUUGAUCCACUGCUGCCUCCAUGUGUUCUGUUCUAACUUCAGUGCUUGAAAUCCUCUCCUGUUCAGAUUUACCUCAGUGACGCAAACAGACCACACGAGGCAGCAGUAGUAGACCUGCAGCUCCUGUGAUCUUCUCCCUGGUGUGGGGGGACCAGAGAGGGAUCCACUCACAAACCUCCAUUUCCUGCCUCACUUCAGAAGCUUGACUUUUAUUUUUGUGACGAUUGCUGCUCAAAAAAAAAAGUAUAGAAUUGUGCAAAAGUUUGAUUUCAUGGUUUGGGGAGAGGUUUCACUCGUUUCUAUAGUAACCGACAGUCGUCUGAGCUUAAAAUCUGCGAUUAUUUUCAUUAGCAAUUCAAUUCUCACUGAAUGAGUAAGAAAUGUAGUUAAUCACAAUAGUUACUGCAGCGUGACUUCAUUCUACUGAGAGGAAGAACAUGACGCUGUGCCACAAAAUACAGAGGAAAUAACAACUGUCUACACAACACCGUUACAAUGCCAUAACGGGAAAAAAAAUAAGAAUGAGAAAAGAUUAAAUAAUGAGUAAAUAAUAAUAUAUACAUAGGAAGAUGGAAUUGUCAACAAAAGAAAGACUUUACUGGAUGAAAGAGAGGAUACUGCACAGAGGAUCUCAUGGAUUUUGGAGCCUUUUUUAAAAAAAGUAGACAAAUAUUGCCAGGAUGUGUCAUCGUGAUGGGUGUGUAGACUCUUUUGUGUGUCCGUUGUAUGAUGUUGCAUUCGUUAUUUCUCUCACUCGACACAUUUAAAGGACGUACACGGCGGGAAGCGCUGAAUGAAUCUUGUGAAUGUGUUUUUUCUGCUUUUUAAUCGAUGGAAACACAUUUUUGCACACUUUCUACUUUCGACAACAUGUGACGACGACUUCUCCUCUGCUGUAGAUUGAGUGUAAAUAUUACAACACUAGUGUCGACGUCAUGGGUUCGUGCACCCGCAAAUCAAAUGUAGUGUAAUGGGAUUUACACUGGAAUUACACAAGUGCUCCUUAAUUUAUUAUUAAUCCUGAAUAUUAAGUAGUACAUGCAGUUACUGUAUGUAUGAAUGAAUGAUGGUCUGUGUACAAAGUGCAGUCAUCGCCUUGUGCUGUUGCCAAAUAAGGUUUCAACACAAUAAACUGCACACGCUUCGUUCCUGUGGAUCAGUGGAAACUUAAAAAGUCCUUAAUGAGGGCUCGUCUUUGUCAGCGGUGAAUGUGAGAGCUCUGUUCAUCACAUGUCGAAUACCACCGACUUUAUUAAACCCCAAUGUUAAAACUG
Solea solea (common sole) is the source of this 3640-nucleotide messenger RNA. RefSeq names its product folylpolyglutamate synthase (gene fpgs). Gene Ontology annotation, cellular component: cytosol; mitochondrion; cytoplasm. The transcript has 15 exons. Bases 58 to 1803 code for a protein of 581 amino acids. Lineage: Eukaryota; Metazoa; Chordata; Actinopteri; Pleuronectiformes; Soleidae. Gene Ontology annotation, biological process: tetrahydrofolylpolyglutamate biosynthetic process. The record is from RefSeq and is a predicted model, not a curated record. Gene Ontology annotation, molecular function: tetrahydrofolylpolyglutamate synthase activity; ATP binding.